AGUACCUGCAGUGUAUUUUGUAGCUUCUGCAGAUCAGGGUAAUGUCGAUCAUGAAGGAGGUUAGCUCUGAACAAUGACUACUCCGAGACAACCAGCCAAUAGUCAUGAACUGAAGGAAUUUGACAGUGUAAAGGAGUCCAUCACUGACAUCAUUAACCAGCUGCAGGACAUUGACCCCAGCCGCCUGUCCUUCUCUCCGUUCUUGGACCUAGACACCCAGAUUACAUUGGCACCCAUCUCUGAUAGCCCAGAAUCAUCUGUGGAAGAACUGCAUUCACUAUCUGAUGAAAACAUUGAUCACUUAACUGAACCGGCUCCAAAAGCCAAGAGACUUCAGUUCAACGAAGCCCACCAGAAGAUCACAAAACAACAGAGCACACCGAGUGAUGGGCGUUUGAACAUGAUUAAAGCAGAACUGGUGAGAAACCACACCUUUCCAUACACUGAAAAUAAACACAAGCAUCCGGACAAUGUGUCAGUAGACGUCACCAGAGAAACUUCAACAUUGCCCGAUGAGAAGGUGUCUUUUUCUGAGCCAUCAUUGCCAGGUGAAGCUGGAACCAUUCCCCCACAGAACUUCAAUACCAAGGUAGGGGUAGAGAACACUGCAAUGCUGGAGAAGGCACACAAGUUCACCAACCAGGCUUCAGAAGACCAGCCACUGCUGGGCCCAGCGCCAGAUGCUGAGACCAUUGAACUGAUUUCCAGUGAUUCGGAGCGCAAUGCCUCUGCGGAAUCAUCGCAAAAGGAGACGGCCACUGGGGCAAGUGGAGGCCGGAAAUGCUGUCCCUGCUGCCAGUACUGCUCCGCUUCGCACCUUAAAGCCAUAUCAUCCGUCUUUGUUGCUCUGCUGUUUAUUCCAUGGAUCCUCUAUGGUCUUUACUCGUUUGUGCCCUUUGAUCCCCCACCCUGUCCAGACCUAACUAGCCGAAUGACAUAUACACUGCGCUGCAACAUAAUUGCAGUCACUCCGGUCUUACUCGGUGUUGUGAUAGGUUCUCUGUCCCGGCUUUGCUCUACUGCCAUCGAUCCCUUGGACACUAAUGUUCGUGCUGUUCUUAUUCAUCAGAGAUAUGUUGGCAAUUCCAUUGAACAGUUUAUAAUCUACUUUAUCAACAUGGCUGUUAUGGCAACCUACCUUCAUCAGGAGCACCUGAAGAUCAUUCUAUUAUCUGGGCUCUUUGCAGUGGCAAGGUUGCUAUAUUGGAUUACAGCUGGAUUGAGCAGUGCCUAUCGUGGAUUUGGAUUUGGGCUGACAUUUUUCCCAACCUUGGCGAUGCUGGCCUACAAUUGCUACUGCAUGUAUGAACUGGGAUUAGAUCACUACUUUAUCCCACCUGAGAGAGGAGGGCCAACACGAGCUCCUGCACCAAGACUGAGAUGGUGGGGCCUCGGGGGUUGAAUGCUCCAGGGCAGACAAUUUACACCUCAUCCUGGAGGAUUAGAUUAGUAUAUUAUGUGAACACGAGCAUACAGAGAAUGCUGAGAAAUGAUAGCACUAUUAGUUUUUGAGAUUUGCUCAUUGGAGUUUAAAUUAUGAAUAUCAGAUAGAUUGCAGUGUUGUGACUACCUUAACAAGAAUUCAGCUUACCUGGAGUUCGGACUCCCCUAUAUACUUUUAGCUGACAAUAAGAGAUGAUUGAUCUUUGUCCAUACAUGUUUUGUGCCUGUCUAAACAUAAAACUAAUUCCCUCUUUUGUUUAAUUCAGUUCAAGUUUUACGGUUUUCUUGAACAUCCUUCACAUCCCACAACUGGAGCCACUUAAAUGCUUAAGGACAUUUAUGAUUGACAAAUAAGCUAAGGGUUAUAUUUAGAUUUAUUGUCCAGAUCAUAUUACACUUCUUGCUUUCAAUGGACAACUCACAAACCUUAAAAAUUAGCCACGCAAUUCUUUCCUUCAAUCCAGUAUUAUCAUGAGUCUCUUCAAAUGAGAGAUUUGUAAAUUCCUUAGUCUCUGCUCUGAAUUACUACUGUCUUAUUUCAGGGUCUGUUUAGGAAACUCUGCAAAAAUGCCCACUGCAGGAUUUAUGAAAUAGCAGCCUGAAAUUCUGAGAUUUAGCACUUGAGGCAUUCUAUAAUUCCACUAUGCCUGUAGUGGUCCAGUUCAGGGAUACUGCAAUCAAAGGGUAGGCUGUAGAAUUAAACACAGAUUACCAACACAGAUUUCCAGUAUUUACUUACAAAUAUAUACUCAGGAUGCCCCUAACUGGAUUAUGAUAACUCAGGGCUCUAAUUGCUGUAAAAUAUAAUGCAUUGAAUGUACCAGCAUAAAGAUUCCAGUGUCUGGAUGGUAGGAACAUAAUGAUUUCAAUAACCAUCAGGUUAGCAUGCUGUAAAGAACCUACAUGACCUGGAACCUAUGCAGAAUGUAUGGUAAGAUGUCAUCUUCUAACUAAAGACAACAUAACCCAGUAUUAUUAAGAUUUCCAGCAGCAAUAAAAUAUUGCCCAUAGCACAUGAAUUAAUAAAUGGGAAAGUUUUAUAUUCUGAUGUAUAUUGGAACAUUUAGUGAAGAAUAGCACUCAGAAUGUUUUGAAGUUGGUCACAUUCCUACCCUGUGGACUGAUGGCAUUACUAAUUGAUUAUCAGCCAGGCUACUCCUAUUAGUUGUUAAUCUCAUGGGGUUAAAACUCCGAACCAUUUCCCACCAGUAAGCCUGGUCAGCACAAAAACUCACAGUAAAGAAUAAAUAACAUAAAUUUGAAGGAUGUAAACUAUCACAUCUGAAGCUUCCAGCUGUUUGACAAGGGGCCCAUUACCAUUGAAUAUCUUAAAAUAUGCUGUUACUUCAAGGGUUUAUUGAGGUCUUUAUGCUGGGUGGAUGCACAAAUAUAAUGUAAACCAGGCACACAGACAUCAUAGCACUAUUAAGCAUUAUUACUGGUUAUGAUGAAGAAAAUAUUUCACAUUGGAAUUCAGAAAAAGAGCUCAUUCAUCAAUAUUUCCUAUGUCAAGGCACUGUAGUAUGUGGCUGCCUAUUUUCCAGAGGAUAAGCUCCUGUAUAUAACACUGAGAGCACGGGUAACUCCAGGCAAAUUCAAACAGAGCAAGCCUUCUCAGAAUCUGACCUUUCUGUUGCAACCCAUAACCACCACAUCUCAUUCAUUCCAUGUCCAGAGAUCUUUCUUCACCGUGAAACUUACAUAUGGAGUCAAAAAUAACAGUGUAGGACAUCACCAAAUUUGAAAAGAUAAAGGAGACUAUUAGACAGCGACUAAUGAAUGCCAAACCUGGGUUUUCAAAGCCUGAAGGCGCAGCAGAGGACAGACAGAGGAGAAAUGAAUGCUGAGACCUUAGGAAACAAUGGGUGUCCAAGCAAUAAGUCUCAAUUUUAAACCGAGGAAGAAGGCUGUUUGCCAAAAUUAUUGAUUUUUCAUAAAAAAUGUGCAUCACUUAAAGCCAGUAGCAUGGCAAAUGUGGAUCAUAUUUCUCCUGAGGACUUUUGUAUCUAUAAAAGUGAAUUGUUUGUGGUUUAUUAUAGAUCUAGUUUUAACUUAAAAGGUUACUUUUAAGUAUAGAAUUAGCCAUUUUUAUAUGAAGAGUUUAGAUAUCUUUGCCUACAUAGGACUUUGAUUCAGCCAUAAAUUGUGUUGGGAAAUUAGUAAUGUAGCUUAAUCUAAAGCCUCUAAGACUGUAAAUAUCGAAUAAAGUUAUUGCAUUUAAUCUCA
This is a messenger RNA of Pristis pectinata (smalltooth sawfish), 3669 nucleotides long. RefSeq lists its product as uncharacterized. Gene Ontology annotation, cellular component: lysosomal membrane; trans-Golgi network membrane. Gene Ontology annotation, biological process: regulated exocytosis. NCBI's taxonomy places the organism in Eukaryota, Metazoa, Chordata, Chondrichthyes, Rhinopristiformes, Pristidae. The record is from RefSeq and is a predicted model, not a curated record.